AAGUCUGAAUAAGAAAGCAGCUCCUCCCGCUUCCUCGAGCUGCCCGCAGACCGGACAGCAGCGGCACCAAUCAGCAGGAAAACCACGUCCUUAUUUGGAUUAAACCCACCGUGAAUGAGUGACACUCCACCGGAGCACCGACACUGACUUCAGCAUCCCCUCUCUCAUCCGACCGACAUGCUCUCCCCGGGACUCUCCGUGUCUCUGCUGGCCGUGUCCUGCGCGCUGUGGCCGGCUGCGGUCCGGGCGGCGUCCUGCGAGUCGGUGCGGAUCCCGCUGUGCCGGUCCAUGCCGUGGAACAUGACCAAGAUGCCGAACCACCUCCACCACAGCACACAGGACAACGCGGUCCUGGCCAUCGAGCAGUUCGAAGGACUGCUGGGUACUGGCUGCAGUCCGGAUUUGCUCUUUUUCCUGUGUGCCAUGUAUGCUCCUAUCUGCACCAUCGACUUCCAGCAUGAGCCCAUCAAACCCUGUAAGGCAGUAUGCGAGCGGGCCAAGUCGGGCUGUGAGCCAGUGAUGAAGCGUUACAACCACAGCUGGCCCGACAGCCUGGCCUGCAGCGAGCUGCCGCUGUACGACCGCGGAGUCUGUAUCUCACCUGAGGCCAUCGUCAAGGCAGAGGGACCAGAUCCAUACUACCAGGACCCAGCCAGAUGUAAUCCAGAAUCCAGUCCAGACUUUCCAAUGGACUCCAACAACCUCCACUGCAGAGGACCAAAUGGAGAUCGCUGUAGAUGUAAGCCAGUCAAAAUGUGUCAGAAAACCUACCUGAGGAACAACUACAACUACGUGAUCAGGGCGAGGGUAAGGGAGGUGAGGAAUCGCGGUAUGGAACCCACAGCAGUGGUGGAUGUGAAGGAGGUGCUCAAGUCUUCUCUGGUCAACAUUCCCAAGGACACACAGACACUCUACUACUCAUCCUCUUGCCUGUGUCCUCCUCUGUCUCCUGGAGAGGAGUACAUCAUUAUGGGCUAUGAGAGCGAGGAGACAUCCAGGUUGCUCCUGAUUGACAGCUCCAUUGCUCAGAAGUGGAAGGACAGAAUGAGCAAGAAGGUCAAGAAAUGGAAUGCGGUCCAGCAGGAUGGCCCACGAACUCAUCACGUGAAACGCCACUGAGAUCUGACUCUGUGUGUGUGUGUGUGUGAUUGUGUGUGAUUGUGUGUGCGGGUGUGUGUGGGUGUGUGUGUAGAUAUUGCACUAUCACAGGCUGUUGUAGCUGAAUGUAGUUCAUCUCUUCAUCUAUCAGACUGUUUGGAGUUUGAUGUUUGUCAUUUAUUUUGUUUGCACAUACAUUAUUUAGUGUGCGUUUAGUGUGUGUGUGUGUGUGUGUGUGUGUGUACACUUAAAGCACUCAAUAAAGACACAUAGGGGAUAGAGCUUCAAAGCUGUAGUACUAAACCUACACACAGCCAUACAGUAUGUACAUGACACUUUUUCGGAACAAAUUUAUUUUCAGUGGUGGCCAUGUUGGCUCCACAGCUCUUCUCCAUGGUCACGGUCUUUAAUUAACCUGGAUGUUUGCCGUGUUACCACGCCGAUGUGACGGACGACAUCAAAUGAAACCAAUUUAAAUGAUACCAUUUGGACUUGAACAUUUUAGACUUAAAGGACAAUUCCAGUGCAAAAUGAACCUGGGGUUAAUAACACAUGUGUACCGAGUUGGUCCGUUCUCUGGGAUAUGUUUACAUGCUAAUCGACCGUGACCGGUUUUAGCACAAACCGCUAAUUAGCUUAUAACAUUAGCCAACGGGGCACCGAGUAACGUGAAAAGAAAUCGCUUUUUAUACCACUAACAAGACUCAAAAUAGCACCACACUUACAUGGUAGCAUAAUGAGGGCCCCUACCUAUAAACCGAAGCAUUGAGAACUUUGUAAGUGUACAGACAGUUUAUUAAAAAGAUAGUUUAGAACAACAGUAGCAUUCGCGUAUACAGGUGGGCGCUAUCUUGGGAAAACAGUCAGGGGUUAGGUCAUUCAAUGAUCAAGACUUACAGCUGGCGAUGUGAACUAAAACAAACGUAAUUUGCUCAAUAUAUCAGAAAUAAUCACAUCGAUGUAAAACACAACUUGUCUAGUGUACUUACUCAGUGGACAACUGUCCAUCUGGUCCCUCCGGUAUGAGUCGCUGCCUCCAAUUUAUUUUCGGGACAUGGAAAAAAGUUUCAAGUACAGCUCUGUUUAUUAGAGAGGGGAAAUCUUCAGACUGUACAAAACACUGCGUCUCUUGGGUGUCGCGACAGUUGUCCACUGAGUAAGUACACUAGACAAGUUGUGUUUUACAUCGAUGUGAUUAUUUCUGAUAUAUUGAGCAAAUUACGUUUGUUUUAGUUCACAUCGCCAGCUGUAAAUCUUGAUCAUUGAUCUGCAUGAAUGACCUAACCCCUGACUGUUUUCCCAAGAUAGCGCCCGCCUGUAUACGCGAACGCUACUGUUGUUCUAAACUAUCUUUUUAAUAAACUGUCUGUACACUUACAAAGUUCUCAAUGCUUCUGUUUAUAGGUAGGGGCCCUCAUUAUGCUACCGUGUAAGUGUGGUGCUAUUUUGAGUCUUGUUAGUGGUAUAGAAAGCGAUUUCUUUUCACGUUACUCUGUGCCCUGUUGACCAGCGUUAUAAGCUAAUUAGCGGUUUGUGCUAAAACCGGUCACGGACGAUUAACAUGAAAACAUAUCCCAGAGAACGGACCAACUCGGUACACAUGUGUUAUUAACCCCAGGUUCAUUUUGCGCCGGAAUUGUCCUUUAAAAAGAGGAAAGAAUAAUAUUCACGUUUUGUUCAAACCGCAACAAAACCAAUUGCAACAAAGCGACCAGAGCAACAAGACCAAAUGCAACAGCAGCAGCAGACAGAGGGAGAGAUUACUUACUACUUGUUGCAUCCAGCGUCUCCUCUGGUGUUAAAGUGUCACAACAACAGAAAAUGACAAAUUGUUACAAAUUGUUGAGCAGGAAUGCAACAGUCAGUGGGCACUUUAUAAGGUACACCUGUACAAACAAGGUAGAUGCUAGGUGUUUGUAGCCAACAAUGCUAUUUGCACCAGGGGAGAAUAGCCAAAAUUACAGUCAACAGGUCACCUAGGUUGCAAUUCGAACCCUGGUGGUUUAAGUAUGAAAUUUCAUUUUUAAAAUGCAGUUAUUCGUUCAUCAUUUGAGGACAGACAAAUAAUUUACUGAUUGACACACUGAAUUAGUUUUUUAAAGCUACUUUAAAUAGUAUUCAUUUGGAAUGACACACUCUAGACUCCAUAUUUGUUAAAACUAUAACUCAGUGACACACACUGCUUGUUUGUUUGAUUGAUGUGAUGUAAAAGGUACGUUCACGGUCCUCUUCAAACCUACAAAUAUUUGCUCCAUUUCCCAUGAAUUUCUAUUGAAAGAGAAUUAAAACACUGAUGCACUGUUUGGAAAUAGAGAAGUUAUUAUUUCAGUGUCAUCACUAUGAUUAGCAGACUUACACACUAAAAAGAGUCGUGCCAGCAGCACGUCCUUUUUUGGGACGGAGUGGAGGUACAUUUUGUUGAAUGGAGGACUAAUGUGACCAUACCUUAACACUAUGGAAUAUUAGUUUCUGCAUUUUACUUUUGAAGUGUGAAAACCUGCUGAAAGCAGGAAAAUCAAAUUGAAUAGAGUCAGCUGAUAGCAACGCUAACUAGCUAGUGGUCCAUGUUACUUUAGUCCCGGUGACAAAGAGCAGGUCCCAAAUGGAGUUUAAUGUUGAAAGUUGAAAAUACUUUUCUUAGAAAUUAAGGUUAAGUCGACUAUUGGGGGCAGCCCUACAACCUAGCACUUUCUCCAACAAUUAACAAGGCUUGUGUUUGUGCCACACACACAAAAGAAGAAUUCCAAGAGGUUUCACAAUAGUUAACAAAAAACAGAACUACAGAACUGUCUAACCACAUCUCGAUGUGUAUCGCACGCCAAAAGCAUACUAACAAAAGAUUUAGUUGAGGUAGUGUAGUCGAGAUAAUCCAGGGAAAUGAACAAAAUUGAAUUACUCAAAUACACUAGACAAAAAUUACUAGAAUAGAAUAAACUGGGCAUGUUUGUAAAGGCUUGUGGGUACCUAUAGAACCAAUUUUCAUUCAGAUAUCCUGAGGUCAGAGGUCAAGGGAUCCAUCGAUGUCAAUUUUUCCAUCGCCAAAAUUGCCUUACUUUGAAGCGUUCUUCUUAGGGCUAGUAGGCUAGCAAUGGAUGCCUUGGAUCAUCAAGUUUCAUAUGAUACCAGUCUUUCGACCCACAUCAAGAUGCCAACUGUGUAAGGGCUUACAUAAAAAGUAAAAGGUGCUUUGACCUCCAUUUUGUGUGUUGUUAAACCUUCCCUGUUCAGUCCCGCUACUCUAAGGAAGAGGAGAGGUUUUAGAGGCCAGUUGGUGAGAACUGUCUUGCAAAAAACAGGAUAGACAUAUUAAAUGCAACGAAAGUGAUUUAAAAUGCUUUUUUCACCGCAGACAUUUUGACUUGUCAUAGUAGGAAAAGCAUAUGUGUUACUAAUACCAUUAACAAUGGCUCUGCUCUGUUCAUGUGUCCCAGUAAGCAGUGACAGUUAGCCAGCAUGCACAACACAAGGACCCUGAAACCGAAGCAGCUUAAUGGAAUUCAACCAUCAUCAAUUGUAUAAUUUUCCACCUUUUCACCAUCCUACUGUGACAUGUCGAAAUGUCCUCUGUGAAAAAGGCCUUAUAGCAAGUCCUUUUUCAUUUCAUUGCAACUUAAAUGAGCAGGCUCGUGUGCUAUCUGAACACAGCCUCUGAUACUCAGUACUCUCAUUAUCACACAGUAACUCUGUUCAUGUAAAUACACUAACAUUCAAUACUACACCGCUUUUAUCAGUAAACUAUACUAACACUCCGAUACUUUGAACUUUCGACUCUUCACAGCAGUUUGAACCAUUAAAAAUGAAUUUAAACGACA
Dicentrarchus labrax (European seabass) is the source of this 4910-nucleotide messenger RNA. It is a transcript of the gene frzb, whose product is annotated as frizzled related protein. The record is from RefSeq and is a predicted model, not a curated record. The transcript has 8 exons. The coding region runs from base 178 to 1119 and encodes 313 amino acids. Gene Ontology annotation, cellular component: cytoplasm. NCBI's taxonomy places the organism in Eukaryota, Metazoa, Chordata, Actinopteri, Moronidae. Gene Ontology annotation, molecular function: Wnt-protein binding. Gene Ontology annotation, biological process: non-canonical Wnt signaling pathway; canonical Wnt signaling pathway.